Messenger RNA from Perkinsus marinus ATCC 50983, 412 nucleotides. RefSeq lists its product as hypothetical. The record is from RefSeq and is a predicted model, not a curated record. The annotation marks the transcript as partial. Lineage: Eukaryota; Perkinsozoa; Perkinsida; Perkinsidae. The transcript has a single exon.
AUGCUUUCAUUCGUCUUGGUCCUCUUGGCCUCGGUUGGCUUGAGUAGAGCCGUCCUGUCUGCACCUCGUGAUCGUCUAGAUCAUGAUCACUGUACAGCUACUGCUGUUGAUUGUGCCGCUACCGCUGAUGGUGGGUGCAUUGCUGCGACAAGCGCUGAUGGAAGUCCUCUCGACUUCCGAAUGGUUUAUGUUCCUCCGAAGACUUAUGGACCUGGUGAGAAGAGGGCUGUCUACAAACAGUUUCAAAACUACCCGAGAAUUGUUGAUGCCUCUCGAGCCCCGAGUUAUGCUCCCACCUCUCCCGACCAAAAGCCGAGUGUACCUAUCGGUUACAUUGACAUGCCGGAAGGGACGACUUACGGGUAUUGGGAUGCCGCUUAUGGUGUUAUGAAUGAAGCCGGUUUAUCGAUGG